UUUCCCACCGUGCCCUUCGCAGGGCGGACAGCGCUUCCUUGUCGAGAUGGCGGCUCCCUUGACUCUGCUGUUGAUUUUAGCUGUUACGAUCCGAGCGGCUCUGUUCAGAUCCAACUUGGCGGAGCUGAUCGCGGAGAGGGUGGAGGUGGUGUCUCCGAUCACCGCCUGGAAGAGAGUGGUUGAAGGUUUGGCUCUGCUCGACUUGGGAGUUUCACCGUAUUCUGGAGACGUUUUCCAUGAGACUCCCCUCAUCAUUUACCUCUUUCACUUUGUGGUGGACUAUGCAGAGAUCACAUUUAUGUUGGCAGAUGUGAUCACUGCUGUGGCUCUCUACAUGGCCGUCAAGGACUACAACAAACAGGUGUUCAGAAAGCAGAAGUUUGCCUUGGAGGCAGACCGCUAUCCUCUGGACUGUUUGGAGCUCAUCAGAAGCCCCAAAGAAAUGUACUACAUCCCUCUGAAAGUAGCCAUGUUUUACCUGUUGAACCCGUUCACCAUCCUGUCCUGUGUCGCCAAGUCGACAUGCGGCUUGAACAACGCUGUCGUCGCCCUGUUCAUCCUCUCUACCAUAAAGGGAAACGCUCUGCUGAGUGCCAUAUUUCUGUGCUUGGCCACCUAUCAGUCCAUCUAUCCUCUGACUCUGUGUGCUCCAGCAAUGCUGUAUCUGAUGCAGCGUCAGUACAUCCCGGUGAAUUUUCGGCGAGCCAGCUUCUGGUGGUUCAUCGCUCAGUACCUCUUCAUGUACCUCGGCAGCCUGUUUGUCCUCAUCUGUCUCUCGUUUUUCCUUCUCGGCUCCUGGGACUACAUGCCGUCCGUCUACGGCUUCAUUCUCUCUGUUCCUGACUUGACCCCGAACAUCGGCCUCUUCUGGUAUUUCUUCGCUGAGAUGUUUGAACAUUUCCGCCUCUUCUUCCUCUGCGUCUUCCAGAUCAACGUUUUCUUCUACACCAUCCCCCUGUCUGUCAAACUCAAGGAGCAUCCAGUGUUUCUGAUCUUCAUGCAGUUAGCCGUGAUCUCCAUCUUUAAGUCGUACCCCACAGUGGGAGACAUUGCACUCUACAUGGCCUUCCUCCCUGUCUGGAGUCAUCUGCACAGAUUCUUGAGGAACAUCUUCCUGGUGUCCUGCGUCCUGCUGGCCUGUUCCACUCUGUUCCCCGUCCUCUGGCACCUCUGGAUCUACGCCGGCAGCGCCAACUCCAACUUCUACUACGCUAUAACUCUGCUGUUCAACGUGGCGCAGAUCCUGCUGGUGUCGGAUUAUUUCUAUGCCUUCUUGAGGAGGGAACACCACCUUACCUACGGACUGUAUCUGAAGAGGAAGGACGGGUCUGAGGCCACGCUCGUUCUGAAAUAAAACGCUCCCGUCCAGCCUCUGCAGGGAGGAGGAAAAUGCUCGAACAAACACCAAGUGAGGAGGAUAAAACACUCUCAUCCUCAAACCGAUCAAAAGCACACAUGCAGACCGUGUGCACGGUACAACGUCAUAUGCAAACAACAGAACCGCAACAAACUACAUGACUGACACAUGUGGGAUGUAGACAUGUGGCUCCGUCUCCUCUGGAGUGCUCUUAUUUUGAAGCAUCACUCCACCUGGAACCUACCUGCUGGGGUGGCUUUUGUUUUGAAGAUUUCUUCCUUCUGUCAGCCACUCUGGAUGAAUUUUAUUUUGUUUAUCCGGCAGUUCCUGCUUUUAUUAUGAAGACACAACUUCCAACACAGAAUAAAACGUCCCAAAGGGGGAGGCUUUUAUUUUGAAGCCUUGUGUAAACACCAAGAGGAGUUUUAAAAAUGUGGGAAUCUGACACUAAUUUGAUCAUUUGACACCCAGCUCGCCCACACACUCUAUUUUUUGUUGUUUUCUGUUUACCUGUUAACAUCUGUGUGGGGGAAAAGCCAGAAGAAAGUCUGGAAUCAUUCUCUUCCUCACUGUUUUCUAUUUUAUUUCUAACUAACAAAUCCUACAUGGUCAUUGUUGCAUCUCAUCUCAAGUAGAAACCAGCCAGACCUCGUACAAAUGUACUACUCGGGAUUGUGAUCUUUUCAGCUGCCUAAAAACUGAAGUCACUAAAACCUCCAACAUGACUUACAUGAAUAACUAACAGUUCUUACUGCUAACAGAGAGGAGAGCAAAGACAACAGUGAAUGUGUUUUAACAACUGCAGCAUCUGUGGAGACAGGAAUAAAAAUUACCGAUAUCGUUAUAAUAAUGACCACAUUAAUGUUAUCUAGUCCCAUUUUAAUCCUAUAGCGUCCACCAAAUGAAUCAGUAAUGAGGGAAGUUUUAUAGUUUCCUCUGGUUUUUGCAUGUAAUCAGUGAAUUCUUUGUUAAACCUAGCUAAUUUUCGCAUUUAAAAUGAAUCAUUAUCAUUGCAUGUUCCUAGAGGUGUUUUAGGACGAGAGGCGAAUCAACAGCUUAAAGACGAGUGUGGCAUUUUUAGGAAAUAUUUGCCUUCUUGCUGAGAAUGAGAUAAAAAAAAAAAAAACUCUGUGUGGUAAAAACAAAGCUACAGCCAGGAGGUUAGCUUAGCAUAAAGGCUGGAAACAAAGCCCCAAUAAACAGACACUACUGAGGGGAUUAAACCAAGUUCUAACAUGUUAACUGGUGACUUUUAGAGGUGCUGGUAGGUAGAGUUUAGGCUAGCUGCUUCCCCCCAUUUCCUGACUGUACGCUAAGCUAAGCUAAGCUAAGCUAAGCUAACCAUCUCCUUUAUUUAUAGAGUGUCCAAAAUCCACUCUACACACUAAUGGAGAGUUUACUCCAGACUAAAGUCACUGUUUUAGCUGUCAGGGUAUGAAAAUGAACACAUUUGGAAAUGGGUUUUACGGGAGGUGUUUUAACUAUUUUAACUGGCUACAGGUGUGAAAGCAGAGGUGUAAUUAACAACCAGUCCCAUUUAGGGUCCCAGUACGCCGUAACUGAACCAGCAUAAACAAAAGCAGGACGCCUGUGCUUUCCCUGCUCAGAUGAGUCUAAAUGUUUCCCCUAAAUAACGAUUGCAGCAGCAGAGUUCCAUUAUCAUUCAUUCACAGUCAAGAUUGUACCAGCCCAAUUAUUUUUUCAUCCAGCAUCUCUUCAGCUGCUAAAUAAUCCAGUUUGUUCACCAGUUGGGGAAAAUAGCUGCUGGCUGCUGCCAAGCAAAGGCCCAGAGAGUGAAAUAAAAGGGUGAAGUUGUAAGUUUAAGCUCUGUGAAGCUGAGAGGAGACGCAGACUGAGCUGGUUCAUCUCUGAGGGUUCAUCCUCCAAGCAAACGUUCACAUUGUUGCUUCAUAUGCUGGUAAAUCAGUGAUUAGUCACAAAAUGUCUGUCUUAACUGAUUUGUUCUGUUCUCAGAUGUCCAAUAGCAGCAACAUUCAUCCACACUGACCAGAAAUACACUUUUUUCCCCAGUAAGAAGUCACUCCACUCUGAAGAUGAAUCAAUUUAUCUCAACUACUGAACUAAUCAUUGCAUAUUUUGAUUGACUGAUAAGUUUGGGUGAUUUUUUUUAAGAGAAAAGUCUAAAUUGUCUGAUUUCGGCCUCUUAAAUCUGAAUAUUUUCUUGUUCUUUUACCCGCUCUGACAGUGAACGGAAUAUCUUUGUUGGUGGACAAAUCAAGACAUUUGAGGUGGUCGUCUUGGGCUUUGAGAAACACUAUUUUAUGACAUUUUAUAGACUAAACAACUAAUGAACUACUCCAGAAAAUGAUCAACAGGUUGAUAAUGAAAAUACUCAGAAACAGUUUGUAAAGUAGAACUGAGGCAUGAAAUCGCUCAUGUUUUCCCGUCUUUUAGCAUUUGCUUUUCCUUCCUUCUUUAUCAGGAAACUGUAUUUUCAUCCUGACAUGGCAGAACAUUUCUGCCUUCAGUAGAGGUCACUGAGGGUGGAUUGAAUUCACAAAUUUAAAAAAAAGCCUUAAACAGCCUCUGAAGUGUCAGGAAAGGACUGAAAGAUGAACUUUUACAAGACAUUUUAAUCUGUAUUAUGAAGACAGCUGAUAAAAAAAGUUAUGGUUUUAGUUACUCUCAGAUGUGAAAAAAUCAAAUGUUUAUAACUGUAAUAAACUGAUUUUCAUGUGAAAUGAAAAAUAACUGCUUAGUGUCCAAGUACAUGAGAAUAUUAAGUGACAACAUAAACAAAGUCUGUUGUUGAACUCCUCACCUGUUAAGGCGGGAACAGCGGCCAUUUUGAUACCAAUGCCUGAGAAAUAAUUUCUGAUAUUUAUUUAUUUGCUGCACUGAAACCUUUGAAGAGAUUUAUUAUUUUCUUUAUUUUUGAGAAGAAGGAGGAGCUCUUGAGUUCUUUUGAUACUGUUGUGUAUAUCUUCCUUUGUUUGAUUCAGGGUUGGACAGGGCUGAUAUUAUGUUUGAUGAAUGAGUGAACAUGUCAUAAAUGUUGAUUAAACCUGAGGUGUUGGUUCA
This is a messenger RNA of Acanthochromis polyacanthus (spiny chromis), 4399 nucleotides long. It is a transcript of the gene pigu, whose product is annotated as phosphatidylinositol glycan anchor biosynthesis, class U. NCBI's taxonomy places the organism in Eukaryota, Metazoa, Chordata, Actinopteri, Pomacentridae. The transcript has 12 exons. The record is from RefSeq and is a predicted model, not a curated record. Gene Ontology annotation, cellular component: GPI-anchor transamidase complex; membrane. Bases 47 to 1354 code for a protein of 435 amino acids. Gene Ontology annotation, biological process: attachment of GPI anchor to protein; protein localization to cell surface.